GAAGAUCGGGCCUUGCUUGAAGACAACAACAACCCCGAAAAUAAAAUGGACGAACUCUCCGUGGCGGGUCCUCGCAGAGUUCUCGCCCCGUUUCCGGUCAACACAUCCAUUCCGUGCGAUACCGCGGUAAACAAACACGAUGAACAGGUACGGAAAGCGAAGAUAAGGAAGCGAGCGAAGGAGCCACGCAGCACCUCUUCUUCCUCCUCCUCCGCCAAGGAAAAACACCAAGCAAUGCGCGGUAUGAACGGCGAUGGGAACAUAGAAGCACACGUAGCUGCCAUGGAACCAGAUGCUCCGUCGUGUGGUGCCAAAGCCGAGACGACUGCGGCAACUCCGUAUCCGCCCCUCCGCACCGUACUUCAAAGUGCUACCCUCUCGCACAACGAGCAGCCCACCACUGCGUUGACGGAGGUCACCAGUGCCGACGCCGCGCGAACAGAAGAGGGAGUAAAGGCGAUAGAGGUCACUGCGAAUGAGGAUGAUAGGACGGAGGCGACAGCAGCCGUCACACAGUCGAAACACCUUCCCGAGGACACCAGCUACGCCGUGUCCGUACACCCGCCGUCGUCUGCGAAGCCGAAGUUUCCGUCUCGCCACACCUCGAUGGCGCGGCUCCGCCAACAGCAGCAGCAGCAGCUGUGGAAGCCCGCUGUGAAAGAGGAAGGCACGGAGGACGCGGCGGCCGCACCUGUGCUAGCUGCCGCGGCAGACGUGAAUGGCAUACGACCCGUCGCACAGCCGCGCGACGGGGUGCACCUCUUCUGGUAUCGCCCCAUUCUGGCAAGUCCAGCACCCAGCUCGACCUCCUCUUCCUCGUCAUCGUCCAACGAUGGAGGAGCCACACAUGCAACCUCCGACAGACAGGUGAGCAAGCGAUCCAAGGAGGAGGUCUGUCGUGGGCAGGGGCCUGCCAAAGUCCUUCCAAGGGAAUUACGCUCUCCCAGUGGGGGGACAGAGGUGGGCGUUGCACUCGAAGAUUCAGCGGACCACCACACAAGUCAAGACGACAGCGACGUGCGUGAUGGUCUUCGCGAGAGCGGCUGUUACGCCGACUCACAGCCACGGCGAUCACCGGCACCACGACCAGCCACGGAAGCGGCGGCCCUUCUUCCAUAUCCAGCUGCCCCGACGAAGACAGCAAGCGGAGCAGCGGCAGUGGCAGCGGCGACUGCGCUGGAGGCGAGCGCCCCUUUUCAUGCACUGCAGUUCGUUUUGCCGCCCCCGUAUGAACACUUGGAGUCGCCACCGCAGUCAGGCCGAAGCGAGUUGGAGAAUGGCGGGGACAGUGGUGGCGCGGUGGGCUACGACCGCAUCAGUCCUGCCGGCAGCCCUCGAAGAAGAGGGGAGGAGGCGGGGCAUCGCGACGACAGCCAUCUCGAGUCCCACCCUGCACAGCGGAUCGGCCACACAGGCGAGAAGGUGGCAGGCGGUGAGGAACUGAUGGAGUGUCCAUUUGCCCUCUUUGGCUGCUGCCCACGCGGGACGCACACCACGGCGGAGGUCCAAGGGAACACGCUGCUGCACCACCACCUUGUCGCCGUCGCGGGGUGUCUGCGGCGCAUGAAGGCGCGUCAGCAGCAGCUGGAGCACAACGUCGUGCUGCUGCAGCAUGAGAUACACACGCAGACCAACGCUUUGCACGCGACGACGGCGCAGCUCGAGCGCUUUCAGCGGCGGUAUCGUUCGGAGGACAAGGAAAGGUCAGCCGCUCACAGGAAUACUCCUGUGCUGGCUCUAGAGCGGCAGCAACGGCGACUCUCACGAAGGAAACCCGGAGCGGCGCACGGGCGAGACGACGAUCACAACCAGAGCCUUCCUCGCUCCGCAGGUGAUGUGUCGCUUUCCGGCAGCACGAUGGAGAGCGUGAACGGAGCAGGCGGCCUUUCCCACAAGACUCUUCCAGGAGAUGUGAGUCUGCACGAACCGCAGGUGACGGGCUACGGGGCGGACGAAGAAGACGACGACUCCAUUACGGAGACACAAGAGGAAGAAGGGGAGGGCGGAGACGUGCCAGUUGCGAACUUCUGCGAACUCGACGAAGGCGGCUACGCUCGACACCUACGUCAACGCACCCGAUCUGCCACUCGGCUUUAUGCGCUGCGUGAGAGAGCAGAGGAGCACGGACGUGCCGGCAAGAGUCAGCACCGACAGACCACCUCUUCAGCACCUGUAGCGGCAGCCGACGCAGCGUCAGGCUCCGGUGACCUUCGCACUGCCUCUGCGCAGCAGCGGAGCGGCCACAGGGAGUCCGUGAGGUCGCAGAGGUCGUGUGACAAGAGCAGAAGCACACCUUCCUUUAGCAAAAGCAACGGAAAAGAUGUUCCACGCGGUUUCUCUGGUGAGGCAUCCACAAAGCACAGCUCCUUUGCCGGGCCUUCAAGUCCGUACGACGUCCAGCGCGGGGCGUGCGGCAGCACCGAGGUAAGCGGAAUGAGCAACGUGCCGCCGUAUCAGCUGCCGAAUGAGUCCGUCAGCACCAUCAGCAGCGCCUCCUUCGACCUCAACGACCACGAAGACGACACGGAUGUGGGGAAGAUGCGCCAGCAGCUCCUGUACCUCUCCACCGGCGGUGCGGGGCGAGAGACUUCCACCGAAGCGCCGAUGCGAGCCGCACGAGCUCCGCGGAUGUCACCCAGGCCUGGUCGUGCAGUGGAUGAGCAGUCCGCGCGCUCUAUCCCUUCGUUGGUCAGCACCACCUACCGACCAUCGCAGCUGGCGCACGCCUCUGCAGCGACGGAAGGUGUGUCGGAGUCUGCGGAGAGGACACCGCCGACGCGUUCCGCCGUUGCCAAGCCCGAUCGCGAGCCGAUCGAAGCAGAACUAGAAGCACUCAAGUCAGCGGAAGGGCAGCAGCCACAUGGAGACUUCUUGCCGGUUGCGGUAGCCGUGACCACUGUCGCCGGUGAUGGCGUGCGACUCGCUGCUCCGCUGCAACGACCCACACUGAUCCGCAAAGUGGACGUGGCGCACGACAAAGGACUGAACAAGUCGCCACUGGUGCUGCCGCGUGCCGUCGUGCCGGCGACCACCACUGCUGGGGCUGCCCUUCCUUCCCCUGUGCCGUUGACCGGACCGCAUGGCGGCUCUACCGCACCGCUCACAUCAGCCAUACGAACGAUGAGCAACGCAGCCACGCUGAGGCCGCGACGAUUGCAAGCGCUCGACAGUGAGGGGAAGCGGGUCACGGCGGUGGGCUUCCAUGACGCGGUGGAUGCUGACGGCAGCGCAAACCGCACACGAAACGCGAGCAUCAUUGCAACGCAUCACACCGUCGACAGCAAUAGUCAGAAUACGAAUGGUAAUGGGCGAGAUUGUGCGGAGGGACCGUCGGGGAGGGCUACGCGCUCGACCACGCCGAACCUGACGGCGGCACAUGCGUACAGCUACCAGGGCGAGGAGAUCAACGGCAAAAACGACAACGCGAAGUAUCAUUCCACGCGGGUUGUAAUGCGCAAGAAGAGUACGGGAGGGACAGAGGAGGAGGAGCAGGUGAGGGAAGAGGGAGAAUCCGCCAAGCGCAGUAGCCACGCUCGAUCUCGGCGAGACUCCAGUGCCGCUGCUGCCUCGCGGCGAUCUCAACACGCCACAAGUCUUCUGUCCGUUAAGGAGGCAGGGGAGUUGGGGGAGCUGGUGCGCUGUCUCGGUCUGCCGCCUCGACGGGUGGAGCAGUAA
Molecule: messenger RNA, 3675 nt
Organism: Leptomonas pyrrhocoris
Lineage: Eukaryota; Euglenozoa; Kinetoplastea; Trypanosomatida; Trypanosomatidae
Exons: 1
Coding region: 283-3675 (1130 amino acids)
Source: RefSeq, a predicted model, not a curated record